Molecule: messenger RNA, 636 nt
Organism: Macrosiphum euphorbiae (potato aphid)
Lineage: Eukaryota; Metazoa; Arthropoda; Insecta; Hemiptera; Aphididae
Source: the annotation of a GenBank genome assembly
AUGGCCAACAGAGCUGUACCGCAGAGACCUAAUGGCCAAACACCAGGAAAAAUAUGUCAGUUUAAGUUGGUUCUUCUAGGCGAAUCAUCAGUUGGAAAAUCUAGUUUAGUACUUAGAUUUGUAAAGGGGCAGUUUCAUGAAUAUCAAGAGAGUACCAUUGGUGCUGCUUUCCUUACCCAAACGAUUCAUUUAAAUGAUGUAGCUGUAAAAUUUGAAAUUUGGGAUACAGCUGGUCAAGAGCGUUACCAUAGUUUAGCACCAAUGUAUUAUAGAGGUGCUCAAGCAGCUAUUGUAGUCUAUGAUAUUACUAAUCAAGAUACCUUUGAAAGAGCUAAAAAUUGGGUGAAGGAACUUCAAAGACAAGCAACACCCGGUAUUGUAAUAGCUUUAGCUGGAAACAAGUUAGAUUUAAAUACUAUGAGAAGUGUUCAGACUGAUGAAUCACAAACAUAUGCCUAUGAAAAUGGACUGCUGUUUAUGGAAACAUCAGCAAAAACAAGUGCUAAUGUGACCGAAAUUUUUAAGGCAAUUGCUGAAAAACUUCCUAAGAAUGAAACAACUAAUACAGCAGGGCAGGGUCGACGUCUAGUUGAAUCUGAAGGAGCUAAUAAGAGCCUUAGCAGCUGUUGUAAGUGA